Dioscorea cayenensis subsp. rotundata (Guinea yam) is the source of this 570-nucleotide messenger RNA. Its product is annotated as zinc finger CCCH domain-containing protein 21-like. Bases 1 to 570 code for a protein of 189 amino acids. Gene Ontology annotation, cellular component: cytosol. The record is from RefSeq and is a predicted model, not a curated record. Gene Ontology annotation, biological process: cytoplasmic translation. The transcript is spliced from 4 exons. Gene Ontology annotation, molecular function: mRNA binding. Lineage: Eukaryota; Viridiplantae; Streptophyta; Magnoliopsida; Dioscoreales; Dioscoreaceae.
AUGGUGGCUACUUGUGUUACUACUGCUUUGCCAUUGGAGAAUAGUGGACCCUCAUCUAAUGCAGAAAAUCCCUUACUUGCUACAAAUGAAAUGCCAUUAGAGGACAUGAAUCUUCUACUGCUAACAAUUCAUCAUGAGACACUGGAGAAGGUAGUGGAGUCAAAGAAAAAGGAGUACAGCCAAAACAAACCGAUUGAGAUUAUUUACAAGUAUUUCUUAGAAGCAGUUGAAAGGAAUCAAUAUGGAUGGUUUUGGUCUCAAAUAAAGGCUUUAUUGGCAGAAGAGUCAGAGAAGAUGCCUAUUGAAGAGGCUUAUGGCAAUUAUGAAAGAGAAGAACUAGAUGCUGCUAAAGAGAUAGAAGAGAAUAAAGAUGGCCAAGAAGAUCCAACCAUGCAGGUGGAGGUGGCGAGGAAGACAUUCCUGAUGAUGAUGAUGAUGGAUGACGAUGACAAUGACGACGAUGACGACGACGACGAUGAUGAUGAUGAUGAUGAUGAACUGGACAUUGAUGAGUUAAAUGAGCUGGAAACAAGCCUUUCUAAAACAUCUAUUCAAAUCCGCGAGCCUUGA